AUGUCUGACCAUGAGAGCAACUCCCAGAGCUCCAACAACUCGGGCUAUAGUACACCAGUGCCAGAGCUUGACGAUCACAGACACCAGAACGCCUCGGUACAGAAGUCACUGUCCAGACGUGGUACUGCCGAUACGAUGCACAGCAACUUUCGUCGCAACCUAGGUCCAGAUCUUACUCUUGUCGACCAAGGACUCUUGCCGACAAUUGCACGAGACUUCGAAGAGGCGGUGGAGGAUGGUGAUUUGAGAGGCAUAUCCCCAUUGGGAAGAAAUGUCCGUGACAGAAGUCGCCGUGGAACAGUGACUACCCUUGAUCCGAGAUCAGUCUCUCCACCAAGCUCUGUGAAGGCUUUUGCUGAAGCUCGACGACGUGAGGAUUGCGAACUGCAGCGAACAGCAUCGCAUGACAGCCGCAAGAGCCGCCGCAGUCUUCGAAGCAGAAGAUAUACCAAUGAUAACGAUGCUACCAACAGCAUCGCUGGGACUUGCCGAACUGCCGAAGAGGAUGUAUGCUUUCCUUUGCAUCCUGAGGGAAAUAAGAACACUCUUCACAUCGACUUUGAAAUGCUUGAGGACUUCAUUGCCGACGAAGAGAACCGAGACAGAACCCCACCCCAAGGCCAACCACAAGCCCGUAUCUUUCACGACCUUACACACAAGCAUGCGGUCCCAACAAUUGUUACCUCAGACGGUGAUAUCAUGGACAUGCCAUCCAGGAUAUCCUUGGCGUCAGGCGGAAAGAGUAUGACGAGUGAAUUCAACGAGAAACAUGAGGAGCCCCAGCGCCUGGAGAACCGUUUCGAGUUUUUCUCAACUAUGGGCGAAUCUACAAUCCAUGCUGCCGAUUUUGGGGAUCUUGUGCUGCCAGGAGAAGACGUCAGAAGUCUUUUCACACUGCCACCAUCAUCAGAUGACUCAGAUGGUGUCUGGUGGUUGAACAUGAACAGCCCAACUAAAGAGGAAAUCACGGCUAUCUGCCGUGCAUUCGGUAUUCAUCCGUUGACCAUUGAAGAUAUCAAUACUCAGGAAGCACGUGAGAAGAUAGAGCUCUUCCCAUCUUAUUACUUCGCUUGUUUCCGCUCUUUCCACGUUGAGGAAGUUGACGGAGGCCAAGAGUACGAACCUUUCAACACUUAUGUUGUUGUGUUCCGUCAAGGCACUCUUAGCUUCAGUUUUGUCCCUAACCCUCACGCUGCUCAAGUUCGUCAACGAAUCACGAAGCUCAAGGAUUUCAUGUCUCUCAGCUCUGAUUGGAUAUGUUAUGCUCUCAUAGAUGAUAUUGUUGAUGGAUUUGCUCCUGUCAUCAACAGCAUUGAAAGAGAGACUGAUGUCAUUGAGGAUGAAGUCUUUAUUUCGCGAAACGAUGACAUGCAUACCUUUCUCCGUCGGAUUGGGAUGAUUCGCAAGAAUGUCAUGGGCUUAAUGAAGCUUCUCGGUGGCAAGGCAGACGUCCUGAGAGGCUUCACCAAACGCUGCAAUGCCGACUACAGGGUUACACCUAAACUGGACAUCGGCCUCUACCUCGGUGACAUUCAAGAUCACGUUGUUACUAUGAUGACCAGUCUGGCCCACUUUGAAAAGAUGCUCUCACGCUCCCACAGCAAUUACCUCGCACAGCUUUCAAUUGAGAACCUCCUUCAAGGCAACGACUCUAAUAAGGUCCUGAGUAAGAUCACUCUAUUGGCAUCCAUCCUUGUUCCCUUGAACUUGGUUUGUGGUUUGUUCGGUAUGAACGUUGCGGUUCCCUGGAAGAACAGUGAGAGCUUAGGCCCAUUCUUUGGCAUUCUGGGGUUCCUCGUGUUUUUCUCGAUCUUUGCACUUAUUCUUGCAAAGAGACUCAGGUAUAUCUAG
Drepanopeziza brunnea f. sp. 'multigermtubi' MB_m1 is the source of this 1851-nucleotide messenger RNA. RefSeq lists its product as uncharacterized. Gene Ontology annotation, biological process: intracellular magnesium ion homeostasis; magnesium ion transmembrane transport. Gene Ontology annotation, molecular function: magnesium ion transmembrane transporter activity. The record is from RefSeq and is a predicted model, not a curated record. NCBI's taxonomy places the organism in Eukaryota, Fungi, Ascomycota, Leotiomycetes, Helotiales, Drepanopezizaceae. Gene Ontology annotation, cellular component: plasma membrane.